Mastomys coucha (southern multimammate mouse) is the source of this 4264-nucleotide messenger RNA. RefSeq names its product erythroblast membrane associated protein (Scianna blood group) (gene Ermap). Bases 398 to 2131 code for a protein of 577 amino acids. Lineage: Eukaryota; Metazoa; Chordata; Mammalia; Rodentia; Muridae. The record is from RefSeq and is a predicted model, not a curated record. Gene Ontology annotation, biological process: T cell receptor signaling pathway; regulation of cytokine production. The transcript has 13 exons. Gene Ontology annotation, cellular component: external side of plasma membrane. Gene Ontology annotation, molecular function: signaling receptor binding.
GACAGUUGGGGUAAAGGCCUCUUCUUUGUCGUGGCGGUAGACAGGUCCCUUGCUUUUGGGGCGCCUCCUCUCUGUACGCUCACUUUAUCAGGCAUGGGCAGACAGGGUGUCGCUUGUUUGUUUAUAGGGACAGCCAGAGGCCCUCUGUGGGGUAGACAGAGCCCUUGGCUUUGAGACUCUGGUCAUCAGACUAGAAUAUGAACUUUUUGCAGACCCAUCUCUUCAGAUCUUCCUGGCACUCUUGCCCGAUGUCAGAGCAUCCUGCCUGUGGGGAGCCCUGUGUUCCCAGCUAGGAGGCUCCAGCUCUGCCACUAAAGGACAGAUUCCCCAAAGGUGAUUACACUGCAACCCUUAGGACCAAGCCUCCUAAUUCCAGCUGCCAACCACUGUCAUCCCUAUGGAAUUAUUUCUAAAAAUUCUCACAGUUCAUAUGGAGAGACCAACUCCUUCUGGUUCUUGGCUUGUCGGCUGCUUCUUCACGAUAGCCGUCUUCCAGCUGCCUGCUCAGGGGUCAGGGGAUGCUGGCAAGGUCUACAUAGCCCCUCUUGGGGACACAGCCAAGUUGCCCUGCCCUCUCUUGCUGUGGCCAAGCAUGGUGCUCAGCGAGAUGAGGUGGUAUCGGCCCGGACACCUGCCUCACACCCAGGCUGUCCACGUGUUCCGGGAUGGGCAGGACAGAGAUGAAGACCUGAUGCCAGAAUAUAAGGGCAGGACAGCACUGGUGAGGGAUGCUCUCAAGGAAAGCUACACCCUGCAAAUCAGUAAUGUGAGGCUCGAGGACCGAGGGCUGUACCAGUGCCGAGUCUGGGUCAGAAACUCAAGUCGAGAGGACAACGUGACCCUGCAGGUGGCAGUUUUAGGGUCUGAUCCCUACAUCCAUGUGAAGGGCUAUGAUGCUGGGUGGAUCGAGCUGGUGUGCCGAUCGGUGGGAUGGUUCCCAAAGCCGUGGACUGAGUGGAGAGACACUACGGGUAGAACGUUACUCCCCCUUUCGGAGGUCCACUCCCUGGAUGAAACUGGGCUGUUCCGAUCGGCAGUGUCCAGCAGAAUCAGGGACAGCGCUCUAGGAAAUGUGUCCUGCACUGUCCGUAAUGAGGCCCUUGGGCAAGAGAAGACGACAGCCAUGGUUAUUGGAGCCCCAGAACGAGAAAGUCUGUCCUCUCCAGCGGUGGCUCUCUCUGUGGUCUUGCCCAUCCUGGGGCUCCUCAUCCUUGUUGGCAUUUGGCUCAUUUGUAAACAAAAAAAAUCAAAAGAGAAACUACUGUAUGAGCAAGUGAUGGAGGUAGAAAAUCUUCUGGAAGACCAUGCCAAAGAAAAAGGAAGACUCCACAAAGCCCUCAAGAAACUCCGGAGUGAACUGAAGUUGAAAAGAGCAGCCGCCAAUGCAGGCUGGAGAAGAGCCCGGCUGCAUUUUGUGGCAGUGACCCUGGACCCAGACACGGCACAUCCCAAACUCAUCCUGUCUGAGGAUAGGAGAUGUGUGAGGCUCGGCGACAGGAAGCGGCCUGUUCCUGACAACCCAGAGAGGUUUGAUUUUGUUGUCAGCGUCCUGGGCUCCGAGUACUUCACAACCGGCUGUCACUACUGGGAAGUGUACGUGGGCGAGAAAACCAAAUGGAUUCUUGGAGUGUGUAGUGAGUCUGUGAGCAGGAAAGGGAAGGUCACAGCCUCGCCUGCCAAUGGCCACUGGCUUGUGCGUCAGAGCCGUGGGAAUGAGUAUGAAGCUCUCACGUCCCCGCAGACUUCCUUCCGCCUCAAAGAGUCCCCGAAGUGCGUGGGGAUUUUCCUGGACUAUGAAGCCGGCAUCAUCUCCUUUUACAACGUGACUGAUAAGUCCCACAUCUUCACUUUCACCCACAGUUUCUCGAGCCCGCUUCGCCCUUUCUUUGAACCUUGUCUUCACGACGAGGGGAAAAACACGGCGCCUCUAAUCAUUUGUACUGAGCUUCAGAAAUCAGAGGAAUUGAUUGUCCCCAAACAAGAAGGAAAAGACCGUGCUAAUGGAGACGUGUCCCUGAAGGUGAACCCAUCCUUACUGUCCCCUCAUGGUUCUGAGUUAUUUCUGCUUAAUGAUACCUGGCCCUCUAACCUUGGCCCUGCCCUUAAGGGGCUUAAGGUUCCUUCUUUGUAGGGCUAUGCCCUGUACUCCUCUCUCUUGAGCACCCAGCCUGGCACUCUGAACUCAGGCUCCUGGACCAGCACCUGUUUCUCCAGUACCUCCUGGACCCCAAUCCAGAUCCUUCUGUGGUUUCUGCUUUUCUCCCAGGGCUCAGCUCUGAACUCAGCCUUUUUCUUGAGACUAGACAAUUCCAUUGACCUGGUAGAAGACUUUUUGAAAUAAACAAAACUGGUCGAGGUCUAGGAGGAGACCUUGAAUGUUACACAGGAGGACUCGGUUCAGGUCAGGGGGAAGGGCUCUCUCCCCAAGGGAACCUUGGCACUGGCUUCUUCUUGUCAGCCUGCUCAGUGGGCUCUCAGUUGUGAAGUUACAGCCCCCAGAUCCCAAUGUCUUCCACCAGAGACUGUUCUCCUUCCCCCAGUGAGGCCUCUAACUCCCCAUGCCAGCUUUUUACAAGUAUCUAUCUUGGGACUCACACAUCCUUUCUUCUUUGUUCAGGGUUAGAGACAGAGGGGUAAACACUCCAUGGUGUUCUGUUUUCUUCACGCUGUUUACAGCAGUUUGGAGACACCCAGGGCUGUUUUCAACAGCUAAUUUGAAAUGGAGACUUCCAGAAUGCACACGUUUUCAAGAAUUAAGUUACCUGCGUCAUGACAGGAACCAUAGUCCCAAAAAACCUGAACACAGGCUGGUAGGCACAGCUGUAACCAAAGCAAUCCAGCUGUGCAGCCCUGAGCAGAUGAGUCUCUCUGCAAUAUGUGGCUAUGGCCCUUCUGAAAACUUCCUGACAUUCAGAGAGGGCCAGUGAGAAAAAGUGGCAGUUUGAACCACUCACGUAUACCCACAAGAUUGUUAAGAAUUGACAACAGCCUCUGGGUCAGAGGGUAUUGAUUUCAGGAAAGUUGGUCUUGGUUUAAAUCUUACUGCCAGGUACGGUGGUGCACAUCUGUAAUCCCAGGUGGAUUGCUGUAAGAUAGAUCUGUGUAAAUUAUAGACCAGAUGGGUCUAUGUAGUAAGUUCUAGGAGAGCCAGAGCUGUGUGGGGAAACCCUGUCUCAAUGCCACCUCCUCAAAAUGAGAUAAGAUAUCAUAUUUGGAAGAUUAUAAGGUGAGAUAAUAAAAUAAUGAAUUCAGGCAUGGCUGGAAAGCUGGCUCAUCGAUUAAGAGCUCAUCCUGCUCUUGCAGAACCUGGGUUUGUUUUCUAGCAUCCGUAUUGGGGAGUUUACAACCACCUGCAACUCCAGAACCAGAGGAUGAGACUUCCUCUUCUAGCCUUCAAGGGCACCUGCAACUCAACAUACAUACCUACACAUCCACACACAUACUCACUCACACGCAUACACAUUCACUUUUUAAAUUAAAUACUUAAAUGAUGAAUCUGAGUUUUGGAUGUGGAUUAGGGAAAGAAGGCAAGGCACUUUCAAGUCAUACCCACGUAUGUGACUUGGCCUGUUUGUGGAGUUAUUAAUUACCGAUUUGCAGAUGGAAAGGCAGCUGGGCCCCACAGGAACUAGAUCUGCCACAGGCUCUUUUCAAUAGAGCCUGUAUUACUGUUCCCUAGAUAAAGAGAACCAAUUGUGUGUGUGUGUGUGUGUGUGUGUGUGUGCACACGUACAUACACACAUGCAGACACAGUAAGAGGUGGGGACAGAAAAUAAAUGAGACUGAAGUUGGCAGGCCAGAGUCCUAGAAGGAGGCAGGCUUUAGUUGCAGUCUAAGGCAGAGAAAGAAUUGAUAUCCCGUGUAAAGCCCGACAGGCAGCAGGACUCUUCUGAGAUCUUCCACUGAUUGGAUGACUCCACUGGAAUUAAGGAGGGUGACUGCUUUACUCAGGCUACGGAUUAGAUGCUAACCUUGUCUACACUCUUCUCACAAAGACACCAAAUGUGAUGUCUGACCAAGUGUCUGGGACCUUUGUGACGGGUCAAAGUCAUAUGUAAAAUUUGCCAUUACAGUGCCCAAAAGGAAUAUUUUGUUUGCCUUUGUACAGUUAUUAAAUAUACCCUUUAGUACUUAUUGCUUGGUAUGUGGUCUUCAUUAUGAAAGAGGUUGUGGAGAAAACACAUGGGGUUGGUUUCUGAGUAGCUCAGCAACCAUUCAAGCAAACUUUAGACAUCAUUCAUAAUAAACCCAGUUUUAUUCCUGA